AUGCCUCUUGUAGGCGCCGAUUCGAAAGCACUCAAGAAAGGAGAUGCGGAGAAACCGUUGGAACCCGGUGCAUUCCGCGUGUACAAUAUGCGAUUUUGUCCGUGGUCGGAACGAGUUAUGAUUUACGUCGCUCGGAAAGGAAUCGAUGCGGAGGUUAUCAAUCUUAACGUCACUGACAAACCACAGUGGUAUUUUUCGAAACACUAUCUCGGAAAAGCUCCAGCAGUUGAGCACGAUGGAAAAGUAGUGAUUGAGUCGGGAUAUAUUCCCGAAUAUCUUGAUGACAUCUUCCCAGAAUCGAGAAUUCUUCCAAACGACCCUUAUUUGAAAGCCCAACAGAAGCUUCUAGCAGAGCGACUCACUUUAGUUGCAAUGGCGGUUCCUUGUUUGUUCGCUGUAAUGCGUGACAAGAGCUUGAAAGAAGAAAAGAACGAGAAAGUCAUCGAAGCGUUGACAACUGCCGAAUCGCUGUUAAUCGCUGAUUUCUAUGCCGGAGAUCAGCCAGGUUACCCGGAUUUCCUCACAUUCCCAUUUUUUGAAAAAAUUUGGUGGGCAACAGCGUUGGAGGGAGUAACUGAUCUGCCAACAGCAGAUUUUCCCGGGAUUGAAAAAUUUCCAAAACUUACAAAAUGGUUCAAGGUGAUGUUAAAUUCACCAGAGGUUCAAGCGGCCACUCAACCAAUCGAACACGGAAGUGCUUUUAUGAAUGCUUAUGCCACCCACUCGAUUCUUGACUACGAUUUGGGAUUGUAG
Molecule: messenger RNA, 753 nt
Organism: Caenorhabditis bovis
Lineage: Eukaryota; Metazoa; Nematoda; Chromadorea; Rhabditida; Rhabditidae
Source: the annotation of a GenBank genome assembly